This is a messenger RNA of Postia placenta MAD-698-R-SB12, 1143 nucleotides long. RefSeq lists its product as hypothetical. The transcript is spliced from 4 exons. Bases 1 to 1143 code for a protein of 380 amino acids. Gene Ontology annotation, molecular function: nucleic acid binding; zinc ion binding. Lineage: Eukaryota; Fungi; Basidiomycota; Agaricomycetes; Polyporales; Adustoporiaceae. The record is from RefSeq and is a predicted model, not a curated record.
AUGACUGAGCAGACCGUUGCUUCGUCACCACCACAAGAAGGACUCCCAUCUAUCCUCGAGGCGGCUCCUGGGUUCGCGCAGAAGAGACACCCUCCCGCUCACCCAGAAGACGUAUUCGCCAUCCUACGAAUCAACGUCAAACCAGCACAAACAACAGAGAACCUACAGUCACCUGUUAACAAACAACUGUUCGAACUCCCGGACGUUCAGUACGUUCCCAUCGAGGCUCCAGACACCGAACCACCACCUGCUUCAUCCGCACCAACCAACGCACCAGUUGAACCCCCGAUGACGAUGUUCACUCAAGCAGACAUCGAUCAGCGCAUCGCGGCUGCUCUCGAUACCGGAAAGGCAGAGGAUCUUAGACGCUUCCUUCAAUGUGUCCUUUCCUACUUCGUCGCCACCAACAACACCAGACUUAGCGAUGAAGCAAAGAUCGCCUUCACUGGGGAGUCCAGGUCUAUCCCGAUUGGGCAGCCUUCGCCACCACCCUUGAGGAAGCAUUUCCUGAGCACGGAACGCGAAUCAAGGCGACAGAAGGAUAGGAAGACGGUGCUCUCCCUUGGAAACUACGUCACCCGCUUUGAGCAGCUAGCGUCGAAAGCCCAGCUCAAGGACGCCAAAGUCAAUGGCGUCAACUGCACCGAGAACGACUACCACACUCUCCACGCCAACUUCGUCAAGGGACUUCCGAAGGAGCUCUAUGUCUCUCUCACAACUAGGGUCGCUAGAGACCGACCCAACACCAUGAAAGCCUGGUACGACGAAGUCCGAAACGCUGACGCUGCCGAACAAGGGGCCCUCACCGUCACAGACACCAGGGACUACGGUGAGCCAAUAGAUAUUGAUGCCGCUGCAGUCGCGGCAACCUUUGCCUCCACAUCGGGAGGAAGGAAGUGGGAACUAGGAGCCGUUCUCAAUGAGGCCGACCGGAAGCUCCACAGGGACGGAAACCUGUGCUUCUACUGCCACAUCAAGGGCCACAGCACCAAGGAUUGCCGCAAGAAAGCGGCCGCACGACAAGGGGGUGGGAGGCCGAACCAGGGAGGAUCUGGGAAGGACGACUUCCGUGCCAGAAUCAAGGCACUCUCCACUGACGAGAAGCGGGAGCUGUACAAAGAACUUACGAUGGAGGAUUUUUGA